Messenger RNA from Periconia digitata, 348 nucleotides. NCBI's taxonomy places the organism in Eukaryota, Fungi, Ascomycota, Dothideomycetes, Pleosporales, Periconiaceae. The record is from the annotation of a GenBank genome assembly.
AUGUAUAACGCAUGCACCUGUUUCAAGCCGCCUGCUCAUGUUCCCAGAAUAAUUAAUUCUUCGUCAUUCCCUCGAGAGUACCACCAACACAGCAGAGUCUGCCUGCCCGAACAGCCGAGCCCCUUUCAGUCGAUCGCGACAGUCUCGCCUAUAGGGCUACCCCGGCCGACGGCGAAGGUUGGGUCGUUCCCUCUUCCACUUCGGAGAGCGUCGCUUCGGAUACCCUCGAACUCAGUCGACACUAGAUACAAGAGUUGGAUCAACCGAGAGAGUCGAGGAGGUCUUGUCGCCACUUUAUGUUUGGGACGUCAAAGGUGUGGAAGACGAAUUCGCUUCCAAAUCAGAUGA